CUGGGUGUGGAGAAAAGUUCAUUGGGUAUUUUCCUCUAACCUUGCUUUUUGAGUUGCCUUUCUACCUUUGGUCUCUUUCUAACCUGGCUCUUGGCUGUCUCCAGCAAUCCUGCAAAUCAAUGGAAUGUACUGUGCGCUCCGGGCGAUGGAACUGGUGGCCGGCUCCAGGACUGUUACUGCUGUUGUCUCUUCUGGUGACCAGUAUGCAAGAUCCUUCAGUGCCUAGAAAGACGGUGGUCUCUGGCAGCAAUGUGAGUCUGCAAGUCCCCGAAGWUUUACUGGGUAACUACAAGCAACUAAUUUGGUUUUACAACCCCCAACAAAAGAUUGUAGAAUGGUAUGUGUCGUCCCCUCCWACCUACUACAAKUCUCCACUGAAGCUCAGAAUCCGCCUGGAUCCUCAAAGUCCCGCGCAUCUGCACAUCCACCAAGUACAGAAAGAGGACAGCAGUACCUACAUCUUAAGAGUGUCGAAAGACGAUGGCAAAGAGCAGGAAUUGAAGAUACCCCUGCAGGUACUUGACCCUGUUCCUGAGCCCGUCAUAGAAAUUGAGAAGGCAGAAGAAGUAAACGGCAAUUGUUACCUGAACUUGUCGUGUGUGAUACAGGACGAGUCAGCCAGCUAUGUUUGGUAUGGGGACUCGGGGCCCUUUUCAAAUGAGUUCCAGAAAAAGGUGCUUGAAGUCUCUGUUAAUCCACAAAACCAGUCCAGGUUUUACACCUGCAAAGCCAGCAAUCCUGUAAGCAGCAAGAACGACACSGUCUACUUCAUUCCGCCCUGUACUGUAGUCAGAUCCUCUGAAGUAACUUGGAUCGUAAGUUGGUGGAUGGUCAUGGUACCCACUGCUGCUGGCUUCCUACUUACUCACUAUGAACUCUUCUAAUAAUUCAAGAGUGAAACUUCAAGGCCACUGGAUCYUACCUUCAUCAGCAACCAUGCUCUUAACCAGGACAGGAGCUCUGGUUACAUGGGAUGAGACAAAGUAUUUUUGUGGAAGCAUCUUUGAAGAUGCUCAAUGAAUUUUUUUUUUGUAAAAAAAAAAAUCUCUGGUAAAUAUUUUAUGUUAUGUU
Molecule: messenger RNA, 1071 nt
Organism: Urocitellus parryii (Arctic ground squirrel)
Lineage: Eukaryota; Metazoa; Chordata; Mammalia; Rodentia; Sciuridae
Source: RefSeq, a predicted model, not a curated record